AUGUCCACCUGUGGACCAGAUUCCCGCCAGCCCCAGGUGGGGCCACCCCUGCAGUCCCCUGGUCCCUGCACGCAGCUGCUGCCCAACGGGGACGCGGGGAACGGGAUCUGCCGGGCUGUGCCCAGCACACAGAAACCACCCCGAAAGCUGCAGCCACACCACUCCAUCAACAGCCAGGGCAGCAAGAAGAGCAAGGGCAGCUCCAAGUCACCCUCCUCCCACAUCCCCAUUGAGGCGCAGGAAGAUUGCUGCGUGCACUGCAUCCUCUCCUGCCUGUUCUGCGAGUUCCUGACCCUGUGCAACAUCGUGCUGGACUGUGCCACGUGCGGCUCCUGCACCUCGGAGGACUCCUGCAUCUGCUGCUGCUGCUGCAACUCGGGCGAGUGCGCGGACUGCGACCUGCCCUGCGACAUGGACUGCGGCAUCAUCGACGCCUGCUGCGAGUCUGCCGACUGCCUGGAGAUCUGCAUGGAGUGCUGCGGGCUCUGCUUCUCCUCCUGAGGGCCCCUCUGGGCGGGGGGAGCUGCGCCAGGACCCCCCAGAUCUCCCAUGGUGGGUCAGGCUCCGGCUGGGCCCUCAGGAGGCCUUGUUGAGGAAGAGGAGGAGGAAGAGGAGGAGGAGAGUGAAUCUCCCGCUGGAAUCCUCGUCCUUGGAGCGUGUCCUGCCCGGGGAAGGCUGAACCCAGAGGGCCACAGGAACUCUGGUGGUGUCCUGGCCUGCGCUACCUCUGCCAGCACUGGGGGGCUGUGGGAGCCUCCUGCCACCUGAGCCGAGAGCAGGAGUGACUGUCACACAGAGC
This is a messenger RNA of Zonotrichia albicollis (white-throated sparrow), 799 nucleotides long. The record is from RefSeq and is a predicted model, not a curated record. Lineage: Eukaryota; Metazoa; Chordata; Aves; Passeriformes; Passerellidae.